Molecule: messenger RNA, 1857 nt
Organism: Gilbertella persicaria
Lineage: Eukaryota; Fungi; Mucoromycota; Mucoromycetes; Mucorales; Choanephoraceae
Exons: 2
Coding region: 1-1857 (618 amino acids)
Molecular function (GO): ubiquitin binding
Source: RefSeq, a predicted model, not a curated record
AUGAAAGACGACGCUUUUUUACUCGAAACAACGUCCAAUACGUCUCUUGUAGACUUUAUUGAUAGUGUAUUAAGCGAACACAUGGACAGUACUGGUGUAGAUACCGUUUUGCUCAAAUACAUCUUUUUGUUAUAUACUCGUCUUGCUUUGCUUGACAGCACACACCAUCCAUUAGUCAAUAUCAACAAACUCUGUAGUUUUAUCGUUGUCUAUAUCGAAUCCAAUACCAAUCAAGUGCAAAGUAUAGUAGAGAACUUGGUCAAAAACAACAGCCAAUUGCAAGACAGCUUGAUAUCGACCAUUAGCAUGCUGGUGGAUACAGUGCAAGGAUUACCUAAUAUGAUGGCAGUGCCUGUCUCUAUUGACACAUUAGACCGUGCUUAUGUUCUCCUUCGUGUCUUGGAUGCAUUGAUCCUAUCCGCCCUCUUUAUUGACACUGUUGUAUGCUCCUUUGACAAAAUAGACCAAACCUUGAUGGACUGCUACAGUAGCUUAAUUCCUCUCUUGAAACACACGGUUGAACACAAUAAGACAACAGCACCUUAUGCUUAUUUGGUCAAAAAGACAUUGGUCUCUUUAUUCAAUUCAUUCGGAAACAUUCAUUUCUUUAUCCCUCUUGGAUUUGUCUCUGACUCAAGACAGAGUGAGAUGGUAAGACUGAAGGAUGCUGAGCCAGAUGUAUCUGCCAUUGACACGUUAUAUGAAAAAAUCCUGUAUUAUAUUGAACAAAGUGGGCUUGAUUCUUCACGGUCUGCUUUUAUUGAUGGUCCUCUUAUUAUGGACUGGGAAGUGGCGUAUGAUAUUAGUACAAAACUCAAGUUUAUCAAUGACACUGCGUUUGAUGGUUCAGAAGAUCGACUUGAAUUUUUAAUGAUGUCUAUGGAACAAGUUAAUGGUACCAAUGAUGGUACCGGUACUUGGGAUGAAGGCCUUCAAGAAGAUACAACAGAGGAAGAAGAGUUUGAUGAUACUUUAUUAGUUCAAAAGAUUUCUCAAAUUCAAGAAUUGUUUCCUGACCUCGGGGAUGGGUUUAUCGAAGCUUGUUUAGCAGCCAACAACAAUAAUGGCGACAUUGUCGUCAUGCAAUUGCUUGAAGAUACAUUACCGCCUUCUGUGCAACAUUUGGAUCGAUCCAUGACACGAUUCAUUCAAGAAAGACCUAAAGAAAAAAGCAUCUUGGCUUCAAGACAUAAUAUUUACGACAAUGAUGAAUUUGACGUGUUUGCUCAUCGUACAGUUGACACUUCCAAGAUAUACGAAGGCAAGAAAGACAAAGGCGAUGCAGACACUUUAUUGGACGAUAAGAGUUUUAUUCAGGACGCAAAGAAGAAUGUGUUGCAACGUGUGGUUGACAUGUAUGAUGAUGAAUAUGAUGAUACGUAUGACGAUAUUAAUGAUGCUGGUGUGCCUACAGCAGAUGUGGAUGGUGAUUCUGCUGUGGAUGUAUUGAAGAAGAGACAACACAUAGAAGACCCAGGUGUACAGAAUGAGAGUUUACUUAUCCACACAUUUGUUGAGAGGCCCGACGUGUUUAACCGUAAAAGCAGUGUUCGAAAAUCUAAAGAUAGAGCUGCUUUAAGACGACAGACAGGCAUGAGUCAUGAACAGAUAGAAGGUUGGGCUAUUAUGUUUAAUCGAAACCCUCGAAAACAAAGAAUUUUAGACAAGUACAUGUUGUUUGAUGGUAAACAAGAACAAGUGUCUGAGAAUGCUAGUCAGACACAACAGAAAAAACCUCCUGUAUCAGAAGCAAGAGACCGUGCUUACAAGGACAAAAACAAAGCUCGAUAUGGUAAUCAUAACCGUAAAGCAGGCAGAGAUAAAAAGAUAGCCAAGGCUGGUCCUCCACCUUCAUAG